AUGUAUGCUCUGGCUUCUCAACAGGAUGUAGCAUUCCUCAUGCUUCUGAAUUUCAGCUUUCUUGAAGACAUCAUCUACAAUGGCAAUGCCUUGAGCGUCGUUCUAGCCUCUAGGAUAGCUGAAGAUGUGAGGGAAAUGCCAGUGAUUUCCGAUGUGGUCGAGGGAAUGCACUGGCAAAGAGAGUGA
Linum tenue is the source of this 186-nucleotide messenger RNA. The record is from the annotation of a GenBank genome assembly. Lineage: Eukaryota; Viridiplantae; Streptophyta; Magnoliopsida; Malpighiales; Linaceae.